AUGUCCACCGACUACAAAUUCCACGGCUGGGUCGGCCUAGGCAAAGAUUCUGCGAACGGCCACAUGGUCUGGCGAGAGUUCACCCCGAAGCCUUUUGAAGAAACAGAUGUUGACAUCAAGAUAACCCACUGUGGUAUCUGUGGCUCUGACCUACAUACUCUCCGGAGCGGAUGGGGCCCAACCUUGUAUCCAGUCGUUGUUGGCCACGAGAUUGUCGGAACUGUGGUGCGCGUUGGGCCCAAGGCCGAGGGAGGAAUCGUAGUUGGCGAUCGAGUUGGAGUCGGGGCUCAGAGCAUGUCGUGUUUGAGACCGGAUUGUGACGAAUGCUCCCACGACUUUGAGAAUUACUGCCAAAAUGGUCAGACGGGCACGUACAACAGCAAAUAUCGCGACGGCAGCAAGUCCUACGGCGGCUAUGCCGACUAUUGGAGAGGGCCUUCUCAUUUCGUCUUUCGGAUCCCAGAUGCUCUACCUAGCGAUAUCGCGGCACCCAUGCUCUGUGGAGGCAUCACGGCUUUCUCACCACUCCUGCACCACAAGGCUGGGCCGGGCAAGACGGUCGGCAUCAUCGGCGUUGGCGGCCUUGGCCACUUUGGCAUAAUGGGAGCCAAAGUUUUGGGCGCGGACAAGGUCGUGGCAAUAUCGAGAACAUCGACGAAGAAAGCAGAUGCUCUGAAAAUGGGCGCUGAUGACUUCAUUGCCACCGAUGAAGAUAAAGGGUGGAAUCGCGAUCACCGGAAGAGCCUCGACAUCAUUGUAAGCACCGUGUCCAGUCCCAAGAUGCCCCUGCAACAAUACCUCCAGCUUCUGCGAGUCGGCGGUGUGUUUGUGCAAAUAGGUGCCCCCGAGGACAAGCUGCCUGCGGUCAAUGGCUUUCAACUGCUGGGAAAGCGAUGCAGCAUUACCGGAAGCAGUAUUGGCAGUCCCAAAGAGAUCAGAUAUAUGUUGGAUCUUUUUGCCGAGAAAGGGGUCAGGACUUGGAACAAUAACGUCCCAAUGAAAGAUGCGAAUCGAGCCAUUGUAGAUAUGGAGGCAGGCAAAGCGAGAUAUAGGUACGUGCUCGUGAAUGAGCAACAUGCCUCUCGCCUAUAA
Messenger RNA from Exophiala spinifera, 1092 nucleotides. RefSeq lists its product as uncharacterized. Gene Ontology annotation, molecular function: alcohol dehydrogenase (NADP+) activity; zinc ion binding. NCBI's taxonomy places the organism in Eukaryota, Fungi, Ascomycota, Eurotiomycetes, Chaetothyriales, Herpotrichiellaceae. Gene Ontology annotation, biological process: alcohol metabolic process. The transcript has a single exon. Bases 1 to 1092 code for a protein of 363 amino acids. The record is from RefSeq and is a predicted model, not a curated record.